Juglans microcarpa x Juglans regia is the source of this 1156-nucleotide messenger RNA. RefSeq lists its product as uncharacterized. Bases 147 to 803 code for a protein of 218 amino acids. Lineage: Eukaryota; Viridiplantae; Streptophyta; Magnoliopsida; Fagales; Juglandaceae. The record is from RefSeq and is a predicted model, not a curated record. The transcript has a single exon.
UCUUCAGAAGCGAGCUUAUGCGAGAGCCUCCACCAAUGGAGUCGUAGUAGUUAGUAGCUUAAUUUGGUUCUAAAGAAAUUCUCGUUUAUUUUUUAUUGCGUCUCUGGUGAAACCCUAUUCCGUGGCCGAGCUCUGACCAUGCUCUAAUGGCGAAGGGUCGGAAAUUGACGACGAGCCGAAGCGAAAGGUUACUGGGGAGCUUCAGCUAUGGCAACGGCCACGGUCAUGGGUCGAACGGAACGGACUCAUCGGAGCUCGGAGAAGAAGAUGUCUGGUCCAUGGUUGACGGCAUGACUGACCGGGAGAACCACGUCGGUUACAGCAGCAACAAUUCGCAGGGGGAGUGGACUCCACCCGCCUCUGUGGAGAGCAACGGAAGCGUGGGUUUCAGGAGCCGCCGCCGGAUCCCCCGGGAUGACCGACAGGUUGGUGGGCUGUCCCUGGCCUUCGAGGAGUCGGGCCGCCCGACAGCGUCUUCUAGGAUCGUGCACCAGUUCCGCGGGAACGAUGACGUUGCGGCAGCGCCGUCUCCACGUGGGGGCCACCAAAUGGCCACGUCGGCGCCAGUGAACGUGCCGGACUGGACCAAGAUCCUCCGAAUCGACUCGGUCGAGUCGUUGCACGAGCUGGACGAAGGCUUGGGCGAUGGCGACCCGGAGAUGGUCCCCCCACACGAGUACCUGGCGCGUAGCCGGAAGACGGCUGCCACGUCGGUUUUUGAGGGCGUGGGCCGGACGCUGAAGGGCCGGGACAUGAGGCGGAUCAGAGAUGCGGUUUGGAGUCAGACCGGGUUCGAUGGCUAAUUACGAAAGGAUUAAAUCCGGUUAGAUAAUUAGUUGGUAAUGUUACUGCUGUUUGUUACUGCUGUUUGCUGGUAAUGUUAAUUGCUAUUUUUUGGGGGAGUUUAUUGGGCGAUGAUUCGGUCUAGUCGGGGUGGGUUCAAACGAGUCAACUCGGCUUACGUGUGAGCCCAAGCAUAUUUGUUCAGAUUUUGUGGCUCUGAUGGAGAGGUCCUCUUGUUCUGUCCUGGGUCCUGGAAUUUGGGAUUUGGGUUUCCAAAAUUCCCCAAUUUCUUUAGAAAGUAAUUUCACUGGUUGUGAGCGUAGCGUUUGUCUUGUCCAACUCUCUGUACCAAUGGACGUCUUAACUCAUUUUU